This is a messenger RNA of Spodoptera litura, 2956 nucleotides long. RefSeq names its product testin LIM domain protein (gene Tes). Gene Ontology annotation, molecular function: zinc ion binding. The record is from RefSeq and is a predicted model, not a curated record. NCBI's taxonomy places the organism in Eukaryota, Metazoa, Arthropoda, Insecta, Lepidoptera, Noctuidae.
AAAUAAAAACGCUGGUGUACAGAUGUUGCUACUUUUUAUUUUAUUUAUCUCAUUUCCUAUAAAUUCUGAUUGCAUAGUUUUAUAUAAUUCAUUGUUCAAUGUAGAAGAAGGCUAAACAUCAAUAAACUGAAAAUGUCUAAAAAUCAAGACAAAAAGAUGAGUGGGUCGUGUGUGGAAACUCCAGAAGCACCUGCCUGGCUAUCUAAGUUGGAAAGUCAAAGAGAAAAAUUAAGUAAAGCUCGACUUGGACACGAUAGCGGCGCCGGUGCUCCCUGUAACUCAUGCGGACCAUCAUGCCCUGGUCUGGACCUGCACUUCUGGAGGAAGGUCUGCCGUUCAUGUCACUGCAGUAAGGAUGUUCAUGAUGUUCAAGAUGAUGACCUAUCAGGCUGGGCACAGUUUGAGCUACUGGGUACUGCUAGACCUAAGAAGGCUUCAAUGCCCCUGAUUAAAAUUCGUGGAGUUACUGACAAGCCUGUGAAACUAGACUGGGUGCCUCCAAAUGCGUCAACUGAGUUGGUAUCAGAGUACAUGUCAUGUCUGGGCAACCUGGCCCCGGUGUCCGGUUCGGAGGCGGCUCGUAAACGACGUGCUCAGCUCAGGACACAGCUACCGCCGCACGAUGUCGCACCCGCCGUACGACAACACGCAUCCGACUUUGAGAAGUCAGAACAUACUGAAUACAUCACGCGCAUUAAGGACCAUGUCGUCGGUAUGGGCAAUGUCGUCAGGGUAGGCCCUCUACAAAACGGCGAAAUCUACUCUGUUGAGAACAGCAAAGUACAUGGCGCGACUAAAUCUUACGCUCUUCCUCUCAAAAUAUCCAACGUAUCCAGGGGAGUCAAAUACAACAUCGUUCCUAAGAAUGCGUCUGAUAAGAAGUUGGUCUUAGAUACACAAGGAAACGUCGUCAGCAGUGCUGCCAAUCUCCCAGACUACAAAUCCAGUCCCAUAUUGAGUCGCAUCGUGAAAGACAAACUGCAUAUCAUGCGCAUCGAAUCAGAUAGAAUUAAGAGCGCGGUAGAACAUGGCCCCGUCUACGAUAAACUGUUCAAAAACUUAGAGGACUUGAAUAUGCCUGUCACUAAUGACGUGUAUCUACAACCAAUCAAGCUAUUCAGAGAAGAGUACAACAGUAAUCCUCAAUUUAAAGACGAAACAACUGAGUUCUCCAGUAAGUCCCUUGGAGCUCAAAUUAUGCCAGACUUGUGGUCCAACAGCAACAAUAAUAUUAUGGGUACAGCCAAACUCUUGGAUAGUAGAAUUCAAAAAGGUACCAUUUUCGCUCCAAAUGGAGAGAUAUGGAGCUGGAAACAUGAGCCAGUCACUCCUGAACACAGUGGCACUCUUUGUUCCACGAAGAUCAAUCCUCAGUACUCGACUGUUACCAAGCCGAUAAAUCAGGUGGAACCACAACAGACUGCGCCGUUAAGAGAAUAUCUCAGAAGUCACUCUGAAGAUGACCUUCCACCUCCACCAUUACCGAACUACAGCACAUAUCCAGGCGCUGUACCGCCAACUGCCGGAACAGAUUGGAAUAACCAGCCAGUUGACAAUGUUCACCCUAUUGGUGAUAGUGCUGAAUACUUACCUCUGCCGCAAAAUUAUGCUGAAGGUACGGAUCAAGUCAUUGAGCAGCUCGCAGAUUUAUCGCUCAGUCCAGCUGAAGUAGAAUUUAACAGGAAGCUUUACAAUGAAGGAGUGCCUUGCCAACGUUGUAAUAAGUCGAUGUUCGCUGGCGAAGUUGCAGUCAAAGCGGAGAGGGCAGGUCAUGAAGCCAUUUGGCAUCCACAAUGUUUCACAUGCAGCAAAUGUAACGAGUUGCUGGCUGACCUUGUAUACUUCUUCUACAAAGGUGAGAUUUAUUGCGCCAGAGAUUUGGCUGAUGUUUUGGAAAUCCCGCGUUGCGCCGGAUGCGACGAGCUGAUAUUCACGCGUCCGUAUACAGCGGCGGAAGGAAGGGCGUUCCAUGUGCAACAUUUCUGUUGCUAUCACUGCGAUGCCCCGCUCGGUGGUAAAAAGUACGUCCCCGAUGAUAAGACUGGGCUUCCGAUAUGUUUACAAUGUUACGAUCAGUUUUACGCUGAACGUUGUCGCGCCUGCAGUGGAGUUAUAGGGCCUGAGCAGCAAGGUGUGUCCUGGGGCAACAUGCACUGGCACGCCGACUGCUUCAUGUGUUCCGGUCGGAUGUGCGGUAAAAGCUUACUGAGCGGACGAUUCGUCGUCAAACAGGAAAUGCCGUUUUGUAGCGUGGCAUGUGUUCAGAGCAGAAUUAAGUAAAGAGAAAAUAAUACGUCAGGAAGACUGUUGUGGUAGCAAGUAAUAAAUUAAAUUGUAUUUUUAUAAAUGCCAUUAUAAUAUGUAAUAUUUUUAUAUGACAUAUUUUUGAUAAGUACACUACUAGUUAAGAGUCUAUAAGAGUAAGAAAAAAUGUAAGGUACUAAUGCAUUAUUAGUCUCUCUACUCAAUAUGGAGUAAUAGAAAUUUCCAAAAGACUUUAUAUGGUCGCAAUAUAUAGUGACUUGUACAUCGAAGUUCCUUGAUUUCGGGACCAAUUUAAGUAGAAGAUUAUAGAUAGUUUCGUUUAAGCAUUCCAGUUGCUUAUUUACAGUGUGUUGCUAUUUUUAUCUUAAGUUUUAUUUUGAGAUAUUUAAAAUACUUAUAAUUUAAGACAACAUGUAUUUUCAUAAAUAAUUUAUUUUCAUGUUAUUUCAUCGAGUUAAAAAGUUUUUGGAGUAUUUUUUAGAAGUUAAAACUGAGUGUAAGGUAGUCCAAUAAAUGUGAUAGAGGUAAACAAAAAUGUUUGGUCCAUGGUAAAUACAAAACAUAUAUUUUUAGAGUAUAAACAUUAUGAAGGUAGAAAUAUAUUUAUAUUUAGUAUUUUAUUGGGUGCAACAGGAAUAAAGUGCCAUCGGUAUUAUUUUUGGAUGAUAUACAUAAUAAAGUCUUUACAACA